AUGGCUACUACCACCAAGGUUCUAUCUGAAUCAGUUCCCAGUGAAGAUAAUUAUCAGAUCGAACAAUUACAGCCUGUGUCUGAUAGAGGCUAUGGCAUUGGUAAGCAAGGGAUCCACAACUUGACAUUCGGGGGAGCAGAGUUCAAGAACAAAAGGCCCAAAUUUGCUAGCAAACUUGAGGAGCGUAAGCACAUUUUGCAACAUAUGGCAGGUACAUUCCGUGUUUUUGGUAGAAAGGGCUAUGGAGAGGGCCAGGCCGGCCACAUUUCUGUGAGAGACCCAGUUGAUCCGCAUACUUUUUGGAUCAAUCCUUUGGGGCUUCAUUUCAGCCAGAUCUGUGCGUCUGACAUGGUUCACAUCGACUCUGAAGGCAAAAUUCUCAGUGACGGUAAUCAAGCAGCCAUUAAUGCUGCUGGAUUCAAAAUCCACGCAGAACUUCACAAAGCUCGUCCCGACGUUCACGCUGCCUGUCAUACCCACUCCACGUAUGGUAAAGCAUGGUCUGCUUUUGGGAAAGAGCUAGACAUGAUCAAUCAAGAUGCGUGCAUAUUCUACAAGCAACACGCUAUUUACAAUGAUUUUGGUGGAGUUGUCUUUGAGUCUGAAGAAGGGAAACGGUUAGCCGCGGCAUUAGGAUUUAAAAAGGCUAUCAUAUUACAAAACCACGGCUUGUUAACAGUCGGCGAAACAGUGGACGAGGCAGGGUACCUAUUUACGCUGCUUGAGAAAACUUGUGAAGUUCAGCUUCAGGUGGAGAUGGCUUCUCGUGCGGGUCUAGAGAGGAAACUGAUAAGCGACGACGCUGCAUAUUACACCUAUUUCAACACUUCAGAUCCCGAAGGAUUAUACAGCAGUUUUCAAGUAGAUUACAACUUGGAAGUUAAGUUGACCGAUGGUGAAUUUUUAAGAUAG
Lachancea dasiensis is the source of this 912-nucleotide messenger RNA. The record is from the annotation of a GenBank genome assembly. Lineage: Eukaryota; Fungi; Ascomycota; Saccharomycetes; Saccharomycetales; Saccharomycetaceae.